Molecule: messenger RNA, 750 nt
Organism: Tricharina praecox
Lineage: Eukaryota; Fungi; Ascomycota; Pezizomycetes; Pezizales; Pyronemataceae
Exons: 4
Coding region: 205-750 (181 amino acids)
Source: RefSeq, a predicted model, not a curated record
UACCUAUGAUGGAUAGUGACGCCCAGUCCAGCUGCGUCCAUAUUGUGUAUAUUGUGCUGGUUAAUAUCCGUUGAUUGAGUUUGGCUGGUUGAGUUCCCUCCUCCGCCCCACCCCCACCCCACCAUUCCCACCGCUACAUAUCCCCACCACCAUCCCCACCAUCCUCAUCCCCGGAGAGUAGAGCACAUAUCGGAGCAUGGGAGCAUGGGAGAAUGGGAGCAUGGGAGCAUGGGAGCAUGGGAGCAUGGUAGUAUGGUAGUAUGGCAGCAUGAUAGUAUGGUAGCUGGUCACGGUGGUCGGUGGUCGGUGGGCGUCAUGGUGGUGGUGGUGGUGGUGGUGGUGGUGGUGGUGGUGGUGGUGGGCGUCUUGGCGGUUGUCGCACAUGUAGACCUUGCAGCAGCAGCCAUCAGCAGGAGCAAGAAGAGGAAGCAGAAGAAGAAACAGUUCACAUUCGCGUUCGUGGACCUCGCUUCGGCGCUGGAUAAGCUCUGCACAAGCGGUAUCUGGUACUUAACAGAAGUACUUAUGAUGCGCCCGUGUUUAUCCCCUGCGGCCAGCUCCCCAACAACCUCGAUAGCGGCCGCUCAGCGCACUCCAACCAGCGACGGGCGGGCUGCGCAUCCAUCCCAACAACUCACGCCGACCAGUCGUUCCAGAUACAUGUACGCUCCCGUUGCCGCCGAGAUGUUGGAAGGGUCCGGCGCCGUUCGGAGCCGGCGAAAGGCGUUGGACCGAACGCCUUCCAUGUGA